Molecule: messenger RNA, 1691 nt
Organism: Chaetomium strumarium
Lineage: Eukaryota; Fungi; Ascomycota; Sordariomycetes; Sordariales; Chaetomiaceae
Exons: 2
Coding region: 272-1480 (402 amino acids)
Source: RefSeq, a predicted model, not a curated record
CUCAACACCAGAGCCAGCGGGUAAAGUUUGGAUUUUUUGGAGGAGUCAUGGUGGCCGAAAGGACCAAUAUUAUAACUAAGGUUGCAGAGGAUGGAACCCAAGCCUUCGGCAGCCGGCAACAUGUGAGCAGGUAGGGUAGGACACACCGCUCCGUUGGGUCUUCUCCCUUGAUAGAGCUCUGAAAGCUCGUUCAAUCCAAGCAGUCCAGGCUCACUUCCCAGAGAUUCAUGCUCCUCGUGAAGCCUGUGAUUCUUCCCAUCACCUUUCGACCAUGAGGUUUUAUUCCACUCGCAACCCGAGGGCAUCCCUCCUCCUCCUUCUGCUCUCCUCCGCCCUUACAACAACCCUCGCCGCCUCGACGCCCACCACCGUCUUCACCCUCCCUGGACCGGUGGCGGCCCAAUCCUGGUUCGAGAACCUCGCGGUCCGCCCCAACGGACUGAUCCUCGCCACGCGCGGCGAUGCCCCGGAGAUCUGGCAAAUCGACCCGGCCACGGGCGCGGGAGCCUUGCUCGUCACCGUCCCAGACACCUUCAACCUGACCGGCAUCGCCGAGGUAACCCCGCCGGCACCAUCCGCCGCCUGCACGAAGCAGCGGCGCGCACGACAAGCCAGCGCCGUCGCCGCGGUCGGCGCCAAGCCCAAGAAGAACUGCCCCGGCAAGGAAAGCUACGUCUUCGGCAGCUCGACCAUCCCCGCGCCGCUGCAAGUCGAGCCGGGCAGCGCCAAGGUCUGGACGCUCACCUUCCACGUCGACGCCGACGACAACGACGACAGGCCAACGGUCUCCCUGCUCGCCGCCCUGCCCAACGCAGGUUUCAUCAACGGCAUCACCGCCUUCGGCCCGCGCCGCGACCGCGUGCUGCUCGCCGACACCCAGGCCGAGGCCGUCUACCUCCUGGACGUGGCCUCGGGGGCUUACACCACGCCGCUGACGGGCAUGACGGGCAUCAACGGCAUCCACUUCCUGCUUGCCCCGGGAUCGGGAUCGGGGUCUAGUAGUAGUAGUAGUAGUAGUAGUAGUAGUAGUAGUAGUAGUAGUAGUAGUGGGAGUAGUGGGUUAGGGUACCUGUACUGGGCGAACCACGCCGACCCGGCGGCAAGCCUCAGCCGGAUGCCGCUUGACGCGAGCACGGGCGUGGCCGUGGGGCCGGCGGAGGUGUUGGCGGCGAAUACGUCGAUUGAUGACUUUGCUGUUGCGGUGAAUGGGAGUAGUGGGAAGGGGGAGAAGGCGUAUAUUGCGGCGCAGUAUGAGAAUAAGGUGGUCGAGGUCAGCUUUGGACCGGCGGCGGCGCCCUCUCAGUCCGGACCGUCCCCGGGGACCAUGAGGGUUGUUGCGGAUGACUUGAGUGGCACGGGGUAUGGGUUUGUUAGUGUGGUUGUGUUUGGGAGACGGAAGGAGGAUAGGGGGUUGCUCUAUGCCGCUGUGGGACAGGGUGGGGGGAAUGCGAAGAUUGUCGUGCUUGAUCCGAGUGUGUGAGGGUGGGAGGUUAGGUUAGCUUAGGGGUAACGGGGGUGAGAUUAGGGUUAUAGAGUUGCUGUUGUUGUCAGUGAAGGUGAUAUAGAUCAAUGGCUUCUGGUUCAAUAGCCAGCUUCGUGGUGUCGUCAGGCAGAGGUAGUUUAUUGGUAUAGAGGCUCGGGGUAGAUAGAUGCUGUAGGGGAUGAAGGGUUAAUCCAUCCGCGAUCACUCG